This is a messenger RNA of Oryza sativa Japonica Group (Japanese rice), 1000 nucleotides long. Lineage: Eukaryota; Viridiplantae; Streptophyta; Magnoliopsida; Poales; Poaceae. The record is from RefSeq and is a predicted model, not a curated record.
UAAUAUUUUAUACAUGACUUGUCUUUUUAAUUUUUUUCGUAAUUUUUUCAAAUAAGAUGAAUGGUCAAAUAUUGGACACGAAAACCAGGGUUUGUCUUUUUUUUUUGGAACGGAGGGAGUAGUUGGGUAGCAGCUAUAGGAUAUUUCUUCGAUUCAGGCAAAUUAAUGUUUGAAAGUGGACAUUUGGUUCCCUGGACCGGCACACUUGAUUGCCGCUUCCUUUUACGUUCGUGUUGCAGAAUCACUAAGGGUGGGAUUGGAGGGCCUCUUGUUGAUUUGGACGGGAAUGUUUUGGGCAUGAACUUCUAUGAUAAGAAGAUAGGAACCCCUUACUUGCGAUGGCAUGUGAUUACAGCUCUGCUGAAGUUGACUUCGGUAGUUACCCUAGAGGGGCCACUCCCAUGCUACGCAGGAGUAUAUCUACCUGGCUGGAAUGGAGGUGACAAUGCCAACCUAAACAGGGUUUUUGAUCAGACUGCAUGUACUUCAAAAUAUUGUUUCGUGCUUCCCCAAUCUCCACCUGUUGCGCCUGACUGGACAAUCGAAACAGGUAACAGUGUCACGCUAAACAGGUGGCCCGUGCCCCUGCCAUAUUGGCGUCAACCUGACGAUAUGGAGGAGGAAGAACCCCCACGUGGCUUUGAGGACAUGUACACAUACGUGGACGGAGUCAGAUUGUGUAACUUUUAGAAUCAUCAUGUCCUUGUUCUGCUCUGUUGAAUUUCUUCCUCCUUCCGAUGUGUUCGCUGGUGUGACUUGUGCCAUGUCAUUGAAGUUAAUUAUACAACUAUGCCCGCUGUUAGUCCUGUAAUAUUAUUACAUAUGCUGUGUGCACUUGUGUUUUAGACCAUUCAGCUAUAGUGGUGUUGGAACUUGGAAGGUAUAUGAGUAUAUAAGUAGCUUUUGUUAACUUUGGAGUACAUAAAUAGCGUGCCUAUCUUGGAUGUGUUAAAAAAAAACCCUAAAGUAUUUUGCAGUACGGAAAGUGCUGAAUUUUCAA